Messenger RNA from Penicillium verrucosum, 4269 nucleotides. RefSeq names its product putative SNF2 family helicase/ATPase. NCBI's taxonomy places the organism in Eukaryota, Fungi, Ascomycota, Eurotiomycetes, Eurotiales, Aspergillaceae. Gene Ontology annotation, cellular component: nucleus. The record is from RefSeq and is a predicted model, not a curated record. The transcript is spliced from 2 exons. Gene Ontology annotation, molecular function: ATP hydrolysis activity; ATP binding; ATP-dependent chromatin remodeler activity. The coding region runs from base 1 to 4269 and encodes 1422 amino acids.
AUGUCUUCAAGCAAAGACCCCCAAGACUGGACAGUCGACGAACUUGUCACUUUCAUCUGUCAUGACAAACCAGGAGAGUGGUCUUACAAUUUGGCUUGCCCAGAUCUUGUGGCUCUGGAGAUCUCCCUCCGGGAAAAUAUGAUCUCAGGCUCUGGUUUUCUUCUCUUAAAUGACCAUUAUGUUAAAGAAUUGGGAAUCAAAGUUAUUGCACACCGCCAAUAUCUUAUGCAAGCCAAAAAAUGGCUACAGCGACGAUCGCCGAAGUUCCAGGCACAACAGGAACAGCAACACCAGGCUCUCAAAGUAGUUCUCAGUGAAGAUGAACUUUCACCUGAACCCUCUCUCAAUGUCACUGACCCCAACGCCCCCCUUGAUAAUCCUCCCAACCCCACUACUCCUGAUGAUGCUACCCCCAAUCCCAGCCCUCUCCAUGAUGCCCUUUCACCGGCCCAAACAGAGAGAAAGAAACCUCGCCGGAUGGAGACCACAAUCAUCGAACGACCUCCGCCAUCUUCUCUCCUGGAGCCACUUCUGGAGCCACGUUCGCCUCAUCAGCGACCUGCUCCUAAUCCCACCUACGGCAACGAGGCCUUUUAUGAUCAUCUUGUAAAGGCUUAUCCCCCGAACGAUGCAGAUGUUCUCUCGCUUCUUGGAGAAUCCAACUCCGAAUCUGAAUAUGAUACGGAGACUCGGGAGGAAAUGGAAGAGGAUGAGGGGCAGUCUCGCCCGGAAACUCCACCGGAUACGUCUGGAGCCCUGGGUGAUGCCGAAUUCAAUGAAAUCGUCGAUGAAUACAUCAAUUCGCGGAAAAGCCAGUUCAUCGAAAUUCGAUUGCCGAAGGAGCAGCCAAAAGGGUUUCAAAUUUGGAACCGAGGCCAAAAGGUUCCGAGCACGAAAACCCAGAUUUCGACACGGCUCGCCCACCUGGAGAAACGGUGUCAAGCUCUCCGCAAAGCACUCGCUGAGGCAGAACACUCCUCGCGUUCUUCCUUAAUUCAAGCUUGUGCAUGCUUAGACCUCACUGUCGUUGAUAUUUGCUUGGAUCAAUGGAAGCUUUCUGUUCUUGAGAAAGCUAGCCCACCGGCAAAAAUUGCUCGUCCUCCACGCACCCCGCGCCCAGAAAAGCGCAAAGUGAGUUCAGACGGCGAAGAGAGUCUGAGUUCGGGGUUGGAUUCCGUUCAUGACAUUGAAGAUGAGAGUCUGAGUUCGGAUACGGACUCCGUGCGUGACACGGGAGAGGUGGAGGAUGACGAGUCACUAAAACAAUCUGAAGACGACCCUGAAGAGGGUGAGAUUGCACAGGACGAGGAGGAACCACGUCCUCGCGAAGCUUAUCACGGUGGACCUUUCCGUGACUACUCUUCAGACGAGGACCUCAGCCAUCUUUUCUACAAAGAAGAAAAGUACGAGCCCCCGGCCGCCAAGAGGCGUCGCCUGAAUAAGGAUAGCGUCCAUCAAGACAGUCCAACUUCACCACUGAUACCAAUGACGACUCUGCCUUUUUCCCCGGACGUGGCGCUGCCCUCGAAUGAGCUUGGAACAGAAAGUCAGAUGGAGACAACGACCCAUCGUGUCGACCCCAUGCGCCCCAACACACGUGAGUCCGUGGAAUUGGCGAGUGAUAACGGUGGUAAAACCGAUGAGGCUGCGCGUGUGUUUGACGAUGUCUAUUCCAUGAUGUGGGCAACUAUUGAGGAGAGUGGAAACCGACUUCACCUGAUAGCGAAGGCCCUCAUUACUCUGCCAAAUAAUCGCUUCAAUCAGCUUUCUAAGUUUCUUGACUCUUACAUGGCUUGUCUUUAUCGGGAUUAUGCGCGAGAUGCGCUGAAAAACAUGUCUGACAAUUCACCGGUGAUUGGGGGAAUGGAUCACGAGGAGAGCCACUCUGCAAUGCUAAUGACCACCUUGUUCGUGUCGUGGGUUAAUGUUAUCCAAGUCCCUUCCAGCGCCUUUACAGCAAAAGAAGUCAAGGCUGCGCGUGUGGUGAUGGGAGAUGGCCUGGAGGAAGACCAAUUCGCACCAUUCUUCGAAUGUUUGAAUGAUCUCAUCAGGGGAUACAGAAAAUGGGUGACUUGGCCGUCUCGUGUCCAACCUCAUGAAAGGAGUCCCACCCGGCAACAGCUGGUCCCACAAAAGAGAAUGGCCGCCGCAAUGAGUAUGAACCGGGCCCAGAAAGAUGGCCAGAAACGCCAGGCGAACCAAGAUGAAGCCAAACGGGACCUCCAAUUCCGAAUUCCCUAUGAAGAAACACCCAUAAUGCCAGUUUCGUUCGGAGAUCCUGUUAUCCAGCUUGACCCAUUUAUCAGCAGACGGAUUCAGCCACAUCAGCUCCAUGGCGUUCAGUUUAUGUUCCGGGAAAUCGUUGAGAACAAACGACCAGAAGGGUGUUUGUUAGCCCAUACCAUGGGAUUGGGCAAGACAAUGCAAGUCAUAUCACUACUCGACACCAUUGCCACUGCUGGCGGAUCGCCAGACCCGGCAAUUCAGUGUCAGAUCCCCGAGGAACUGCGCCAUAUGAAAACUUUGAUACUGUGCCCGGCAUCCCUCAUCCAAAAUUGGUGCAGGGAGUUCAAAAUUUGGGCUCCUGAUAAUCAUAAAAUGGGAAAAGUUCGGCCCAUUCUGGCAAAGUCUUCGCGAACCGAAGAGAUAUGUGCAUGGAAUGAGGAGGGUGGCAUCCUCAUCAUCAGUUAUGACAUGUUCCGCAAUUAUGUAAAGAGCAAUGCGGGGCAGGAUGAGGAUCUUGAAAAACAAUCGACCAACGAAUCUGUCAAGAGUUGGUUGGUAGAAAGCCCAACUCUUGUUGUGGCUGAUGAAGCUCAGGCUUUACGCAACACCGAGACCCAUAUUUUCGAGGCCGCCUCUCGCCUCCGCACCCGGAAGCGGAUUGCCCUCACAGGCACCCCGUUGUCCAAUGGUUUGAAAGACUACUAUUGGAUGAUUGAUUGGGUUGCCCCUAAAUAUCUCGGAACGUUUACGGAUUUCGAAAACACAUUCAUCAAGCCCAUAGAAAAUGGUUCGCAUAUUGAAAGCAUCAGGUAUGAGCGAAGACAAGCACUCCAGCGCCAAGAGCUAUUGCUCGCGAUAAUCGGCCCGAAGGUACAGCGGAUGGACAUAUCCGCACUGACAGCUAAUUUGCCACCAAAAUACGAAUUCGCUGUUUACAUCGAACCGACAAGCUACCAGAAGGAUUUGUACAACCUCUUCGUCAAUGACGUGAAGGCUGAGAAGCUCAAGUGUGUGAACAAGAAGCUCAUGUCCUUCUUCAGCCUUCUACAGCUAUGUUGUAUCCACCCCGCCCUUCUGAAAGCAAAGCUUGAAACUCGAGAUGUCAAAAGCCCCCCCCACAAUUCAAGAAGUGCCAGCAGCGAUGAUCACGGUACAACUGUUGGUUGGAACAUGCCUACUGAAGAGAACACCGUUCCAACUGUGAUGUCAUCUGAACUGACGAGUCUGUUGAACGGGGUUCCUGACUUGCUGGAUCCCAGCCUAUCUAGCCGAGUGAUGGUACUAGAUGAGAUUGUCAAACAGGCAAUCGCACUGGGUGAUAAGGUCCUCGUGUUUUCGUCCAGUAUUCCAACAUUGGAUUACCUGGCGAAAUGUAUGGACAAGGUGCCGAGGAAGUAUUGUCUUAUCAACGGAAAUGUGGGUGCUGCUGGCCGUCCUGAACGAGUUCAGAUUUUCAACAACGAUCCCACCACCAAUGUCUGUCUCAUUUCAACUCAUGCCGGUGGUCUCGGCUUGAACAUUCAGGCGGCGAAUCGAGUUGUCAUAUUUGAUUUCCUAUUUAACCCCACAUGGGAAGCACAAGCCAUUGGACGGGCAUUUCGAAUCGGCCAAGCGAAGCCAGUCUAUGUCUACAGAAUGAUCGCCGGUGGAACAUUUGAAGAGAAACUCUAUCGUAAGAAUGUCUUCAAAAGCCAACUUGCAUGCCGAGUGGUCGAUAACAAAAAUACCAUCCGGACGGGGUCGAAUUCCGAAGAUCCCUACCUGGCACAAUGGACCGUGAGCUCACAGCAAGGUGGCAUCGAUGAGGCCGCACUUGAAAAGGAUCCCGGCAUGAUGCAGAGACUUCAGUCGUGUGAAUGUGCUAAGGCAAUCCUUAGAAUCAGCCUUUGCGGUGAUGAAAUAGACCCAGAGGAUAUGUUGACUCUUGCAGAACGACAGACUGUGGAAGACGAGUUAAGGCUUAGACAUGUUCGUCUUGAUUCGAUGGGAUCUUUUUUAGGUUUCUGUGCGAUGCUGUCUUUCUUUUUUUUCCUUUUUGUUUGA